ACCCCCACAAUGCACCGGGGCUCGCCCUUCAACGCUCGCGUGCCAGUGACAGCGGCGCCUCACACGAGCGAAGCGCGCACGUAAAGCGGCUCAAAGUCGCAGCAGCCGCCGCGAAAGUGGCAUAAAAUGCGUUUUGGCCGGCUCUCCUGCGAAACGGACGCCUGCGGCCGCGCGUUGGUCUGACGCGAGCGGGGUUUUUAGCGCGGAUGGUGACUGACCGGCCGCCUGCUGUUUAUGUUUGCUUCGAGCGCGUGUGUGUUUGCGUGUCGGGCCGGGAGCCCCGUGUGCGCUGGCGUGUAUGAAUGGAUCAAGUUGGAAUGGGCAACGCAGAACACCAGGGGGCGCUGGCCAAGGGCGAAGUGCUGCCACGCCCCGCCUCCAGCCAAUCAGAGGGCUUUAAACAGGGACGCUCGGUCCUGAACUCUCUGCUCUCGGGGGCGUUCGCUGGAGCCGUGGCCAAAACGGCCGUCGCCCCGCUGGACCGAACCAAGAUCAUCUUCCAAGUCUCGUCGAACAGAUUCUCCGCUAAGGAGGCGUACAGGUUGAUUUACCGCACGUAUCUGAAGGACGGCUUCUUCAGUCUGUGGAGGGGGAACUCGGCCACCAUGGUGCGUGUUAUUCCAUACGCUGCCAUCCAGUUCUGCGCUCACGAACAGUACAAGAGGAUUCUGGGACAGUAUUACGGCUUCCAGGGCAAAGCUCUGCCGCCCGUGCCGCGGCUGCUGGCCGGUUCUCUGGCGGGAACCACGGCUGCUAUGAUCACGUAUCCGCUGGACAUGGUCCGAGCACGCAUGGCCGUCACUCCCAAAGAGAUGUACAGUAACAUCCUGCACGUGUUCGUCCGUAUCUCUCGCGAGGAGGGUCUGCAGACGCUCUACAGAGGCUUCACUCCCACAAUCCUCGGCGUCGUGCCGUACGCAGGACUCAGCUUCUUCACCUACGAGACGCUCAAGAAACUCCACGCAGAGCACACGGGCCGCUCUCAGCCGUUCUCGUACGAGCGGCUGGCGUUCGGGGCCUGCGCAGGAUUGAUCGGUCAGUCGGCCUCUUACCCGCUGGACGUGGUGCGCAGACGCAUGCAGACGGCGGGCGUCACCGGACACACCUACGGCAGCAUCUCGGGCACCAUGCGUGAGAUCGUGACGGAGGAGGGCGUCGUCCGGGGCCUCUACAAGGGCCUGAGCAUGAACUGGGUCAAAGGGCCCAUCGCCGUCGGCAUCAGCUUCAUGACCUUCGACCUCACGCAGAUCCUGCUGCGCAAACUUCAGCAGUUCAGCCGCAGCGCGCGGUAGCAGACGAGCGCAGCGUUUUUAUUCUUCUUCUUGUUUCGUUUUUAACCCGAGCAAAUGCUGCCAAUGAGGACAGGAAAUGCCUGGCGUCAUGUGACUAGUUUAAAAGCUCUGUUCUUUGAUGCAAGGCGCACUGCGAAAAAUCUUUUUUUGACUCGGCGUUUUUGUCCUGUUUUCCAGUACCGUCAUUUUUGAAUUGAGGUGACGAGUUUAUGCUUAAAAAAAGAAGUUCUUCAUUCAAAGGGAACAUAAACCAGAAACAGAUUAACAUCCUAAACUCCUCAAAAAACUAGACUUACUGUGCAUUAUUUUGCUUCUCGGGUAGAUGCGUGCUGAUUUAAGACCGUUUAGACGUUUGUACUGGAAAGCAAGACGAGAACCCCGGUGAAGAAGCUGAUUCCUGCGUGUGUGUGUGUGUGUGUGUGUGUUCAGAGCGAGUGUGUGUUUGGUGCAGAGACGCACUGAAUGUUACUCUCAGAAUGAACGUGCUGUAAGUGCACUACUGACUGAAA
Molecule: messenger RNA, 1801 nt
Organism: Puntigrus tetrazona (Sumatra barb)
Lineage: Eukaryota; Metazoa; Chordata; Actinopteri; Cypriniformes; Cyprinidae
Gene: slc25a42
Product: solute carrier family 25 member 42
Exons: 8
Coding region: 303-1292 (329 amino acids)
Biological process (GO): transmembrane transport
Cellular component (GO): mitochondrial inner membrane
Source: RefSeq, a predicted model, not a curated record